AUGAGCUUCCUUAUCCGAAGGACCUGCGGGAGAUACUCUUCUCGAGUUCGUGAUGCAUUGGCAAAAAGGUCAUUCAAAUCUGUGAAGCUCCCGGGAGAAUGCCUUGAUGACGCCACCUCCCCGUCACUCGUCCAUGGCGUUCAUGUCUUUUACUGUCCGGAUGAAGUGGGAAUUGUGGCCAAAUUAUCUGAGUGCAUAGCUUCAAGGGGUGGUAACAUUCUCAGUGCCGAUGUUUUUGUGCCCGAAAAAGAGAAUGUCUUUUACUCCAGAAGUGAGUUCCUUUUCGACCCUUCUAAAUGGCCUCGGGAGCAAAUGGAUGAAGAUUUCUUGAAGCUUUCAGAGAUGUUUAAUGCGUUUAGGUCUGUUGUUCGAGUGCCCAAAUUAGAUCCUAAAUAUGAGAUUGCAAUCCUUGCUUCAAAGCAGGACCAUUGCCUUGUUGAUUUGCUGCAUUGUUGGCAGGACAGGAAACUUCCGGUUAAUGUCACAGCUGUUAUAAGCAAUCACGAUAGAGGGCCAAACACCCAUGUGAUGCGAUUUCUUGAAAGGCAUGGAAUUCCUUACCACCAUUUGCCAAUAAGUGCUGAAGACAAAGGAGAAGGAGAUAUGUUGAAUUUGGUGAAGGAUACAGACUUUCUAGUUCUUGCCAGGUACAUGCAGAUACUCUCUGGAAAUUUUUUAAGAAGCUAUGGAAAAGAUGUUAUAAAUAUUCAUCAUGGCCUAUUGCCCUCUUUCAAAGGUGGGAGCCCAUCUAAGCAAGCCUUUGAUGCUGGGGUGAAAUUGAUUGGGGCAACAAGUCAUUUCGUCACAGAAGAGCUUGAUGAAGGCCCCAUCAUUGAGCAAAUGGUGGAAAGAGUCUCCCACAGAGAUAAUUUGCGGAGUUUUGUACAGAAAUCUGAGAACUUAGAAAAGCAAUGUCUUGCGAAAGCAAUACAGUCAUACUGUGAACUGCGGGUUUUGCCUUAUGAGAGAAACAGGACUGUUGUAUUUUGA
Molecule: messenger RNA, 990 nt
Organism: Striga hermonthica
Lineage: Eukaryota; Viridiplantae; Streptophyta; Magnoliopsida; Lamiales; Orobanchaceae
Source: the annotation of a GenBank genome assembly